AUGCCGCGGCGCGUGUGGUGCCGUGAGAAGCACAACCACCCGCCGCCGCAGCAAAUCCAGCUCCCUGCGGCAGCGGGAACGGCGGCAGCGGCGUCUCCGCCCCGCCCGCAGCCGCAGCCGCCCAAGCAGCAGCCGCCGCGGCCGCAGUCUGUGGCGCCGCCGCAGGGCCGAACUGAGAGCGCCGGCACUACUUUUGGGGACAGAAAGAUGCUUCGUGACUCCGGUGCAUUUCCUUCACCAUUCGGGAGCAAUGCUACUAAUCCCACCACUAGUACUACUAAUUGUACUCUUCCCAGCGGGAAUCCUGGGAUUCCAGGUCAAAUGCCGCCUCUGCUGCUGGUAGGCGGUGGCAAUGGUGAGUGCCGGAUGACGGAGAAGCGGAAAGAAGAUCCUGGGGUUUUUAAUUUCAACUUCCUGGAGGCAUUGGGCAGUCAGCAGCAGCAGCAGCAGCAGCAGCAGCAGCAAACGGUCAUGGCGCCAUCGCCAUUCGAAACGCCUCUACAGAAAUCCCCACUGCCGUUUGAGGGACUUCUGAAGUCUCCGUUUGAAGCACUUCAGAAACCGCCGGUGGUGCCGGAAGGUCUACUGCAGCGUUUGCAAUCACCGCUCUUUGGGAACUUUCAGAGGCCCACGGUGCAGCAGCUGGGGGGGACUGACGCUAAGGAUUCUUCUGUACCCGCGUUUGCCCUUGGUCUUGGCAGCUUCAAUACUUUCACUCAUCUUGGUGCGUCUGCUGCUGCCGCUGGUGGUGGUGGUGCUGCUGGUACUGCUGCUGCUGCUGCUGCUGCUGCUGCUGCUGCUGCUGCUGCUGCUGCUGCUGCUGCUGCUGCUGCUGCUGCUGCUGCUGCUGCUGGGACAGCAGCCGCCAUGCUGCCAGUGGCGCGGGACAGCAGCGCUGCAGCAUCCUCCACCAGUGCCGCCUCUGGCAGCGGCAGUGGCGGCGGCGGCAAUGGCGGCGGCAAUGGUGGUGGCGGCGGUGGCGGCAACGGCGGCGGUGGUGGCGGCGGUGGCGGCAACGGCGGCGGUGGUGGCGGCGGUAGCAGCUGUCGGUCUCCCCGGCCGGGUCAGCCUGUAAUCGCGCGCAAGAGAUCUAAAACGACGAUGGAUAUGUGCUUUGCUGAUGCCGCCGCUGCUGCUGCUGCUUUUGCUGAUGGCGCUGCCGCUGCUUUUGCCGAUGGCGCUGCUGCUGGUAAUGUUGUUGCUCCCCGCAAUGCUGCUGCUGCUGCUGCUGCUGCUGCUGGAGGCAAGCGGCCAUACCUGUUUCUCGACGCUAGCACGAGCAGCAACAGUUGGAGCCCUCGCACCCUCUGGGGUGAGGACUCGCCACAGCCAUUGCCUCUGGGAGCAGCAGCAGCGCCGCCGCUCAGAUCUGACCGAUUCUUGAGCCGACUCCAGAGCAGCCCGUGUGUUCCCCGGGCGGCAGACUCGCCGCUUCGGCCAGAAUCCGACGGGCUCAGAUCGGAUCCGUUUCUGAGCCGACUCACAGGCAGCCCGGGUGCUCCGCGGCGGUCUGCUGACGCGGCGGCUCUGCUGAUGGGAGCAGCGAGCAAAGCGAGCCAAGGCCGGAGGGAGGGCGGUGGAGACUCGUCGAUGCUGCUGGCCCGAGGGAGGGCGGAGGGAGCAGCGAGUAGAGCGAGUCAGGGCGGGCGGGAGGGCUGUGGAGAGUCUGGGAUGAACGUGAUGAGCGGACAGCGCGUGAGUGAGGAGGAAUUUGGAGCAUUGCGGCUGAGCAGAAGUGUAGGUUCGUCUGCUGAUGGUGGCUUUCCGUCGGCCGCGAUUUCAGCGAUUGCUGCAGCUGCUGCGGCGGCGGCAGCUGCGGCGGCCGCUGCCGCUGGUGGUGGUGGUGGUGGUGGUGCUGGUACUAGCCCUAGCGCUGGUGCUGGUGGUGUGCCUCUUGGAUCAAUGCAUGCAGCCGCAGCCGCACAGGCAGCUGCAAUGAUGAUUCUCGGUAAGGCUUCAGGCGGAUUGUCAUUGUCAAGUGCGUCUGUGCAGCAAGGAGGACUUGGAGGAGGCGCAGUUGUAGCAGUAGGAGCAGGAGUAGGAGCAGGAGGGGGAGCAGGAGGGGGAGCAGGAGGAGGAGCAGGAGGAGGAGCAGGAGGAGGAGCAGGAGGAGGAGCAGGAGGAGGAGGAGGAGGAGGAGCUAAUCUGAACUUUGCUGCUAAUGCUACAGCUGCCACUGGUGCAGCAGCUGCUGCUGAAGGGAUUGAAUCUGCUUCGCUGAAGAGCAGUGAGAGGUCUAGCAUGCUUUUGUCUUACCUUGCAGGGAAUGAUGUUGCGGCAUCCGGAGCGUUGAGUAGUGGUGCUGUUCAGACACAGCAGCAGCAGCAGCAGCAGCAGCAGCAGCAGCAGCAGCAGCAGCAGCAGCAGCAGCAGCAGCAGCAGCAGCAGCAGCAGCAGCAGCAGCAACAGCAAUCGCAGCAGCAGCAGUUAGAGCAGUUUCAGGCACAAUACCUGCAAUGGUACCGGAGGCAACAGGCCCAGCAGGAGAAACAGCAGCACCAGGAGCAACAGCAGCAACAGCAUCAUCAAGAGCAGCAGCAGCAGCAGCAGCAGAUAAUGCCUUCCCUUCCGGGUCCUGACCUGCUCUCUGCAACAAUGUUUCCCAACAUUCGAGCUGCUCUACUCGGCUUCAAUUCCCCAGGAGCAUCUUCCCCACUGGUUUCCGCACUCGCCUCGGCACCCGCCCUGCCUCCACCUCCCCCAGUUGUACCUCCUCCGCACAACUCUCCACCCAUGGCAAGCAGUCAGCCUGCAACUGCAACCGCGCAGGUCAGCACGGCAGGGAGCAAAGAAGGGGCUGGUGGUGAAGAGAGAAUUGAUCCCACCCUUAGGAGUGGCCCUCACCUGCCCUCUGGAAGUGCUCCUGCUGCCUCGAUUCUUCACCAAGGAAGCGAUAGUCUACGAUUUGAUUCUGUGACCUUGAGCUCCAGGUCAGGGCUUGGAGUGGAUGGAGGAGGUGUGGGUGGUGUGAAGGGCACAGGGUCUGAUGGUGGGGGCAUGGAGUUGGACCUGAUUGGUCAGUUUGAUGCAGCAGGUUCUAGCUGUAGACAUGCCAUUGCAGGCCCGCAAUUCCCUUCCACAAAACUGCACUUGUAG
Messenger RNA from Closterium sp. Naga37s-1, 3096 nucleotides. NCBI's taxonomy places the organism in Eukaryota, Viridiplantae, Streptophyta, Zygnematophyceae, Desmidiales, Closteriaceae. The record is from the annotation of a GenBank genome assembly.